UUACAGGCUCUUGGUUGCGUGCUGGGGGAGGGCUGGGAAUCCUCCCGGGAAGCUCUGGACUCUGGCGCCCCAGGGGUUCUCCAUGUAGGCUGGCCGAGCUGGGAGACGUCAGGCGCUAAGUCGCUUGGGAUGCUGCCCGCGUGAAAGGCGCUUCUCAGCCACCCUGCCUGGCCGGAAGGAAUCGCGCUAGGGACGCUUUUCCUGCAGCAGUGAUCCGCCCCGCCGAGCUGUCCCUUGUCCUGACUGGGACUUCUUGGUUUCGCUUGGUUGGGCUCACCCCAUCCCCCACACCUCCACCCUUUCCUCUUUGCGUACCCCUGCGUGUUCAGAGAAUCGGCUGCAAGAAGCCCUCCACCCGCGAGGUGGGCGGCGGUGUCGGGUUGGCGGCGCCAGCGGGUUGUCUACGCCGCCGGGCCUACAUCUGCACCGGGCGUGCACCGCGGGAGCCACACCUGGGGCCCAGGGCCACGGCUCAGCACCGGCGCGCGGCGGGAGGGAAGGAAACCGCGGCGCUGGUGAUGGAGAGAGGGAAAGUGAAGAAGAAAGAGAAGGGAAAGGAGACGGAGAAGGAGAAAAUUAGAGAAAAGGGAAAGGAAGAGAAAAGAAAGGAGUUGGAGGAGAAAAUUAAGGAAAAAGAAAAGGAGAAGCAGGAGAGGAGUAAGAGAAAAGAGGAUAAAAAGGAAAAGAGGACAGAGCAAGAGAAGGAGACAAAGAAAGAGAAAGAACAAUUUAAGGGACAAGAAGAAGAGAACAAGGACAGCAUCGUAACAGUGACAAACACCCCGCUCGAGCCGCUGGAGAAAAACAAGCAAAUCCUAGUGCUGGGCCUGGAUGGAGCAGGAAAAACCAGUGUCCUCCACUCUCUAGCUUCAAACAGAGUCCAGCACAGUGUGGCACCCACCCAAGGUUUCAAUGCAGUUUGCAUCAACACUGAAGAUGGCCAAAUGGAGUUCCUGGAGAUUGGUGGCAGUGAACCUUUUCGUUCCUACUCGGACACGUACCUAUCCAAGGGAUUGCUGCUGAUCUUUGUGGUGGAUUCAGCAGAUCACAGACGAUUACCUGAAGCCAAGAAAUACCUUCAUCAGUUAAUUUCAGCAAACCCAGUACUUCCUCUGGUUGUAUUUGCAAACAAACAGGAUCUUGAAACAGCCUAUCACAUUACAGAUAUCCAUGAAGCGCUGGCAUUAUCUGAGGUGGGAAAUGACAGGAAGAUGUUCUUGUUUGGAACCCACGUGACUAAGAACGGCUCAGAGAUACCCUCCACCAUGCAAGAUGCCAAAGACUUGAUUGCACAGCUGGCUGCAGAUGUGCAGUGACCAGGACUCAGCCCACCGAGAGGCUCACGACUGAAAUGUCCUCAGUGUUAAAUGACAGGCUUGAAGCCAAAGGUUUCCACCUUCAAAUAAAAAUUAAGCUGUUUCCUA
Callithrix jacchus (white-tufted-ear marmoset) is the source of this 1424-nucleotide messenger RNA. RefSeq names its product ARF like GTPase 9 (gene ARL9). NCBI's taxonomy places the organism in Eukaryota, Metazoa, Chordata, Mammalia, Primates, Cebidae. The record is from RefSeq and is a predicted model, not a curated record. Gene Ontology annotation, molecular function: GTPase activity; GTP binding.